This is a messenger RNA of Beta vulgaris subsp. vulgaris (sugar beet), 1057 nucleotides long. RefSeq lists its product as hypothetical. Gene Ontology annotation, molecular function: lyase activity. The coding region runs from base 468 to 893 and encodes 141 amino acids. The record is from RefSeq and is a predicted model, not a curated record. The transcript has 6 exons. Lineage: Eukaryota; Viridiplantae; Streptophyta; Magnoliopsida; Caryophyllales; Amaranthaceae.
CGUCCGGCCCAAUCAGACGCAAAUUAGCGUCCGUUUUUAUAAAAGUAGUGUCCGUUUUUGGACGGACGCUAAUUAGCAUCCGCUUUUAUAGAAUUAGCGUCCGACUUUUGAACGGACGGUAAUUACCGUCCGUUGUACAAGUUUACCGUCUACCUUAACGGACGGUAUUCAAUGGUCAUCAACAAAAAUCACGACCCACUUAUUUCCAACCCUAUCUCUAAGUUCUUAUCUAUUUUUUUUUCUCUCUCACCAUUCUGCUUAUGUUUUCGUCGGCGGCACCUUACGAUCUCACUGAAGGCGAUCUUCUUGUUGUCUUUGCCCAAUAUGGCGAAAGUCCAAAGGUUUUGCAUUUGUGGCGUAUGAGGAUCAAAGAAGCACAACUCUAGCCCGCACUUUCUCUGAUUUGAAGGAGGUUCGAUCGAUUUCUGAGCCAAUGUCGCAGGUUUUCGUUUUAGGCUGAUGAAUAAAUGAUAAGCAGGAUUAACAGCAGCUUAAAUGUCGUUAAGCCCGGUGUCUUUACCAAAGCAAAAGGAAGUCGUACAGAAGUUGCACCUCGAAUUUUUAAACCACCAAAAAGUAUUCAACUUAAGCGCCUGUCACCAAGCUUGUGCUUUCCUAUGGAUCAGAAAAGCGUGCAUGAGGGUGCCUUUGGUGUGGGUCAGAAGGAUGGUGUGAUUAUCGUGGAUCACGGAUCUCGCCGGAAAGAGUCUAAUAUCUUACUGAAUAAAUUUGUGCUAAUGUUUAAAAGCAGAACUGGAUACCCCAUUGUUGAGCCUGCUCAUAUGGAAUUGGCAGAUCCAUCUAUAAAAGAUGCUUUUGAUUUGUGUGUCCAGCAAGGGGCAAAUCGUGUUAUCAUAAGCCCAUUUGUUCCAGAUUUUUGUUGCGGAGUUUAAACUAGUGUACAUGUAAUUAUAUGAGAUUUGUAUUAGAUUUUGUUCUAAGUAUACUAGAAUUUAGUUCUCAAAUUAUUUUUUCACUUGUAUCUACAUUUAUUAUCAAUAAUAAUUAAAUUGAUUAAUUUGUUUGCCUUAAUAAAAGAAGUAUUGUAUUUGCAUUA